This is a messenger RNA of Xenopus tropicalis (tropical clawed frog), 1664 nucleotides long. Its product is annotated as flotillin-2. The record is from RefSeq and is a predicted model, not a curated record. The transcript is spliced from 9 exons. The coding region runs from base 1 to 1578 and encodes 525 amino acids. NCBI's taxonomy places the organism in Eukaryota, Metazoa, Chordata, Amphibia, Anura, Pipidae. Gene Ontology annotation, cellular component: endosome; membrane.
AUGGAGCAGGGAGGUCCCUUCUCGGGACCAGGCAAGACAAGUGCAGCACACCCGCUCUUGCCUUCGGGACACGUUGAGGAAGAGUCUCCAGGAAUUCAGCUGGAUGAUCAACACCCAGAAGUCCUCUCUUCUUCCCAGUCAGAGCAUGAACUUUUGGGACUGAGAUUCGACAGUCGCCAGAAGAGGGUGUUUCUCCCGGGGGACAAACAGCUGAAACUGCAGUCCUUCAUAAUGCGCCUCAAGGUGUCUCAUAACCCUAAGGUUCAGACAUGCAUGAGAGUCCUCGGUCUGAUGGUGUCAGCUACAGAAGCAGUCCCAUAUGCUCAAUUUCACCACCACCCUCUUCAGGCAACAAUACUCAGGCGUUGGCGCAGAAGUUCGCUGCACCAGAGAAUAUCCUUCUCAAGAGGAAUCAAGAGAUCCCUGGAGUGGUGGCUGAACCCCUACCGCCUAUCUGAAGGUCGGAUAUUCACAAAACCAUCCUGGCAGAUUGUCACGACGGCCUCAAGGGAUAUCAUUUCAGGGCUGGUGGUCUCCGGAAGAAGCUCUUCUACUGAUCAAUCUUCUAGAAAUCAGAGCAAUUCGCCUAGCCCUACAGUCUUGGCUAGAACACUAACUGUGGAACAAAUCUCCCAGGACAGAGAUCAGUUUGCCAAACUAGUUCGAGAAGUGGCAGCCCCUGAUGUGGGACGCAUGGGUAUUGAAAUCCUCAGUUUUACCAUCAAGAAUCUUCCUCGGUCUCCUUUCUCUCUACGGGAUGUGUAUAACAAGGUUGAAUAUCUAAGUUCCCUUGGUAAAGCUCAGACUGCUGCUGUUAGGAGAGAUGCUGAUAUUGGAGUGGCUGAAGCAGAACGUGAUGCUGGUAUAAGGGAAGCAUUGUGCAAGAGGGAAAUGCUUGAUGUGAAAUACCUUGCUGACACAAAAAUGGCUGACUCCAAACGUGAAUUUGAAAUGCAGAAAGCAGGGUUUUCCCAGGAAGUUAACACUAAAAAAGCAGAGGCCCAGCUGGCUUAUGAACUGCAGGCUGCCAAAGAACAGCAAAAGAUCCGACAGGAAGAAAUCGAGAUUAAAGUUGUGCAACGUAAGAAGCAGAUUGACAUUGAAGAGAAAGAGAUUGUCCGUAUGGACAAAGAACUGAUAGCCACUGUCAGAAGGCCAGCUGAAGCAGAGGCAUACAGAAUGCAGCAAAUAGCUGAAGGAGAGAAGGUGAAGCAGGUGCUCUAUGCUCAAGCUGAAGCUGAAAAGAUUCGGAAAAUUGGAGAUGCUGAAGCUGCUACCAUUAAGGCUAUUGGCAAAGCUGAAGCAGAGAAAAUGAAGCUGAAAGCAGGGGCCUACCAGCAGUAUGGUGAAGCAGCAAAAAUGGCUAUGGUGUUGGAAUGCCUACCCCAGAUUGCUGCCAAAGUAUCUGCUCCUCUGGCUAAAGUGGAUGAAAUAGGCAUUCUUAGUGGGGAUAACAGCAAAAUAACUGGAGAAAUGAAUCGGUUGCUUGCUGAGGUCCCAGCUUCAGUACAAGCACUUACUGGAGUGGAUCUCACGAAGAUUCCCCUGAUCCAGAAAGCCACAGGCAUCUUGGCGUAAGGAUAAGAAUAAUGAGUCCACCUCCAUAUGCACUCAACAUGAGAUUGCCUUCAACAAUGACAGGACUCUAUUUUUUACAAAAAAAA